Messenger RNA from Darwinula stevensoni, 6630 nucleotides. The record is from the annotation of a GenBank genome assembly. Lineage: Eukaryota; Metazoa; Arthropoda; Ostracoda; Podocopida; Darwinulidae.
AAGGUCGCCGUGACCCUCAAGUCCAAGACCACGCCGGAGAGGAACUACCAGGUCAAGGUCGUGUCGCCGUGGAAAACUUUCGGCGGAGACGUGACGUACAUAAACAGCCAGAGUCUGAAGCAGCUGGAAGUCCGAGCGUCGGUGGACGAGAAGAAAUACCGUUUCAACGUCCAACUGGGGAUCGCCAAGGACACCCAACAGACCACCUACACUCCGUUGCUGCAGUAUAGCACCCCGUCCACUCCUGGCACGACGGUCAUCGAGGGACACGUCACUCACGUGCCGGAUCAAAGGAUCGACUUCGAUUUCAAGAACCCGGAUUCAGAUCGAUAUUCCCUCAACGGAGAGAUCAAGUACGACAUCGCAGAGAAGAACAAGAAGGUGGAAGUGAAGAAAUUGAACGCGGUGAUCGGAGAUUCGAAGCUGAAGGUGGAAGGCGCAUUGAAGCUGGAGGGGACGGUGAGGGCCCUCGAGGGAGACGUGGAAUACGCCUGGAAGGGCGGGGAGCCCGAGAGGAUGAGGUUCUCGGGGAAGCACGAGGACCUGUCGAGGGCGGGGGAGGAUGUGCACUGGAGGACGGACGCGGAGUUCCAUGCCUCCGCUCGGCCGCAGUUGGACGCGACGGUGCGGUGGGAGUUCGCUCGGAGGACAGGCCUUGUGGAGAACGAGUUGGAGGUACUCUAUGGGAAGAAUCGGAGGUUUAACCUCUCGCAGCGGACUGCUUACAAGGGCUCGACUGGCGCCGACUUCAGGCUGAAUAACACCUUUUUGAUGUCUUACAGCCCAGGAGUCAACGAAUGGGGAGUGAAUCACACUCUCUACUAUGACUCUCGGCUCUUGGAGCAUUUCCUGAACGUGGACUACGGGCCAGGAAAGAACAUCCAGACUUCCCUCGUCUUCAGGAAUGAGACCCAAGAAAAACUCAACGUCCAACUGCACGCCAUGCUUAAAUAUGCCAAUCAAAUGAUCACGUUCCGCGAAACAUUGGAGGAGAAACACAAGGGAGACUACCGAGGGACAUCGCUAUUGCAAUUCGAACCAGGUCCGGAAUUCACGCUGAAAACUCGACUCUUGCGGGAGACCGCCAAGGAAUACAAGGUCCUUUUCACGGCCGAACUCGUGUCGGGCUCCUGGCUUCACCCCAUCAGCCUGGAACUGUUGGGGAAGAUGACGGAGUCGGAGCAGGUGUUGAAGGCAAAGCUGGACGCAUACGGUCGUAACAAGGUCCACCUUCUCCACAAGCUCAAGAUCCAGAAGGAAGUCGAGGACCGGAAGAUCAAGGUGUUCAUCGACGAGUACAUCGACGCGGAUGCGAAGGUCAUCGUGAGGGAAAUCGGAAAUGCGAACGGGGACUGGUCGCUGAACCUGCCGCAAUGGACGCGACGGAUGAAGGGGACCUGGGACUGGAAGCACAAGGGCGAGGAGGAGAGGUCCCUCAGCACGGAUCUCAACUGGGACGUGGACGGGGGAGACGAGAAGAAGAGGCUCCUGGUGGAUGCAGACCUGAGGCUGCCGAUCAAGGAUUGGGAGGCUUCGGUCAGGUCUACCGUCACGUUCAUGGGGGAGAGGUACACGGGAGGGGCGUCGGGGAAACUGUCCAAGGAGUUUCCGUCUGGGGAGUCGAGCGUGAGGCUCGAAUUCCAACUGCCGUCUGGGAAGGAUGCGUUCCUCGACAUGGCGAUCAACGUGAGAGAUCGACAGCAGACUUUCUACACCACCUCGGCCCUCAGCGUUAAGGAUCUCAAGGAUAAGGUCUACAGAAUGAAUUCGGAGGUGACGGUCGAGUACGAGGACAUCGGGAAGGGUCUGUUCGAAGUGAAAGCGGAUCUCAGUCUGGACACGCCGUGGACCGAGGACCUCAAGAUCCACUCGCUCUCCAAGCGGAAGAAGAAGGAAAACCUCUGGACAUUCGACAAUAAGGUACCGCAUGGAAGACACGACGUGCAAUACGAGACGAUGACACGAAAACUGCCCCCGCAGGUACGGAUCGCAGGAAAGAAGAUAGGCGAGACCCUGGAGCUAGGCUUCAAGGGCGACUACAGCGAAAAGCACGUGCACGGCACGUUCGUCCACAAGCGGGGCAACAGCGAGUCCACGCUCGCCGUCAAGACGAGGUACGACCUCGAGUCCAAGUCGGAGAAGCGGGUGGACUCGUCCCUCAGCCUUCGCAUCCCGCGGACCAUGUUCGAGCAUCUGGAUCUCACUUCCAAGCUCAACUAUUACGUUCAUGGAUCGAGGGACUUGAAGGUGAAGCACGAGUUGAGGCUGGAAUGGGGUCUGACGGAGGUCUACGACAUCAACACGGAACUCUUCGUCGACGCGGCUCAAGUGACGAGCAAGCUCCACAUCGUACAGAAUGGGAAUUCCGUGUUGAAGGUCGGCUUCGACGGGCAGCAGAACUACAUGCCGAGGUUGUUGAAGGCCCGACUGGACGUCCUGUUCCUGAAGCAGACGCUGGUCGUGGAACUGGACGCGUCCCGGGGCACAGGCUCCCACGUCUUCUUCAACGUGGACGCCCGAUUCCCCGCCUACGGCUAUCCGAAGCUGGAGGGCAAGCUCAACCUCGAGAUGAGGGGCCAGACGUACGAAAUUACGGCAAGUGGUCAGUGGGGCACCGGGAAGCUCAUCAAUCUCGGGGCUUCGCUGAAGCUGGAUCCGGACGUGAAGGAGGUCAACUUCAACUUGGAGACGCCGUUCGCGGAACCGGUCGUUCUUCGCAUGAAGCUCGAGACGAGAGGAACGGAGAAGUACCACGUGGAGUCACUGCUUCGGUGGGGACCAAACAAGUACUUGAACGUGGAUGGCACCGUUACCACGAACAUACCACUGGAAUUGUCGGCAACCCUGGACUUGGACAGCCCUGCUCUGAACAUCAAGAACUGGCUGAUGAAGUUCCGUUACGGAAACGACGGCCGCAAGAAUACGCUCACGCUCAAGGCGGAAUCCCAGGAUCGACCCAAACUCCUCGAUUCCAAGUUGGAGUACCGAGUCCGGGACGGAGAAGCGACGGGGGAGGGGAACUUCGUCUACAUGGACACCAAGGGGACCACGACUUUCAAGUGGACCAAAGACCACGAACAGGUCUCGUUCCUGAAGGCAACCCUCGAGGUCCCGGGCAGCGAGAAGCCCAUCUACAUCAACCUGAUGAAAGAACCAGGGGAAAAGACGGGAUCCGCCGUGCAGAUCCAGCUGACUGUCGACAACGGCCAGGCGUCCGUCUACGAAGUCCUGCUCCGGCUCAAGAACCAGUCCAUCCGAGACGGAACGGAGAAGGAAGCGAAGUUCAGAGUGAAGAUGACCAAGUCGGGCCGGGUCGAGGCGGACCACGAAUUCCACACCGUUUUGAGACAAUCUCGCCCCGACGAGUAUGUCCGCAUCUUCUAUUCCAUCACGGCCGGGACGAUCAAGAAGGAAUACGGCGUCUCCACCGCCAAGAACUCCUCCAGUUACGAGUUCUCGCUGGUGGUGCCGAGCCGAGAAAUAGCGACGGUGGUGAUGCUGGGCUCCAAGAUGAAAUCUUACGAUCUGGAUGCCCAUCUCUGGAUGGAUAAGAAAAACAAGCCCAAGGAUGUACUUCAUCUGGUCUGGUCCUUGAAGGAGAAGCCACUGAACCAAGGGAAGGGGUGGAAUCUUCGAACUACCCUCUCUCAUCCUAUCCUACCAAAGGAAAUGUUAGGGGAAGCCAGCGUGAUGUACGGACUCGAAGAAACUCCAUUCCUGGUGGAGACGAGAUGGGACAUCUUCGAAGGAGGGGUGGAACCCCUGGAAAUCACCCUCGCUUCCCAGCGCGAACCCGUUGCUGGGGACGGGGACGAGGAGACGAAGAUCACGGCGCAGUUCCGCAUCAGGCAGAGGGGGGAGGUGGAUUUUGCGUCCAUCUAUGAGGGGAUGAACACGAGGGAGGAGGUGGGGUCGAGCCUGACCAUCAAGGCGGGGAAGGAACGGCAGCCCCUGGUUCUCAAGUAUCACCUGCGGAGGGGGCGAAAGACCCCAGUCUUGGCCGUCUUGCUUCAGCUUGGAGAACACAAGACGGAGCUGGAUGCGGUUCAGACCGAGAGAGAGGCGAGAGGCGGGGACGUGACGCGAAGGGCGUACAAGAUGACCUUCCGUCAGACGGACACAGUUCCAAUCAAGAUGGAUGCCCUGGUCUUCUCCUAUCACGGGAUCCCUGGGUACUUCAACAUGAGCUUCUACGACAACGAUGACCCCGGGAGAAAACUGGAGAUGAGUCUGGGCUAUGAAAAUAAACGCAACUUUGGGAUCUCUGUGAGGGGCUUGAAUGAAACCUCAGACACGCUCUAUCUACUCUAUCAACUCGGUCUCAGGACGUCCACUCUCUUGUACAACCGGGUGGCUUGGAGGAGGGAGAACUUCGUCCCUUUUGCGCAAGGGCUCAACUACAGGCUGGAUAUGAUGAAGGAAAACGGCGAAGCCGUUAGGGAGCAUUUCAACAAGGUGCUCAAGGAAUGGAAGGACGAACUGAAUUCCCUCAAGGACACGGGCUUGGCCGUUCGUCCCCUGGCCGAGUUCUUGGAAAAGGACUUGGAUGCGUUCAGCCAAGAGCUCAACCGCGACCAAUACAUCGACUUCGUCCUCACUUUCUUCAGAUUCCCAGAUAUCCCUCCACUCGGGAGGAGGCUGAAGGAGAGGAUCCAGGCAGUUGGCCAGUUGAUGAAAGUGGCAGCAGACGGCGUUUCAGAGGCGAUGCAGAAGGCCCUGGACUACGUCACGGCUCCAGAGAGGUGGACUUUCAAUGGAAUCAAGGAAAUGGUUCUGAAAGCCUUCACCAAGCUGGAAGAGAUGCUCGAAAACGUCAGCGUCUGGUACGACAAAGUCACUUCCGGCGAAUACACUGCGUCCAAGUUCAACGACUUCAUUGACUCCAUCAAAGGAUUUGCACAGAAAGUUCACUUAGUGUGGGAAGAGGGAUGGCAGUGGCUGGAACAGGUCUAUGAGAACUCCAGCCUGGGGAAAUUUCAGGCCACAUUUGAAAACACUAAACAUGCAGUCAAGAAGGGAUGGGGAUAUGUCAUCAAGUGUCAUUACAUCAGACGGAUUUACGAAGUCUUUGAACAGAUAAAGGAAAAAGUGGAAGCUGUCAUCAUGUCAGACUCUUUGACUUCCAAACUGGAAUCUUCAGCGCAAGAGGUGCAGACUUUCUUCUCCCAACUGAUGAAGCAUGUCACGGUGUUCGACCUAGAGGAAGGCGAGAUCCAAUUCCAGAUCCCAAUGUUGUACCCACUUGAGAGCCUCAUACCAUCCAGCACUGGAAAGUGGUCACCGACAGCAGUAGUAAAAUGGAUCCAGGGCAUGCUGCAAUACGUCACCAAGCCGCUGCAGACGUACUUCCCUUCGAUUCCGACCGACAUCAUCUCGAGACUCUGGAGUGGAGAGUUGGGCUUCUCUCCACUGCCUUCCUUACCAAGUUCCAUGCUAGGAGUUCUGCCGCCGUUCGAAAGUCUGGGCAAGGGCUUCAUCCUCCCCAACAAUCAAUUGCUGACAUUUGGUGGAGAGAGCUUCCAAAUCCAAGGAGGUGAAUGCAGCUACAUUCUGGCUCAUGACUUCCUUGACUCCAACUUCACCCUUAUCUUGGACUUAACACAAGGGAAAAAGAGCAUUCGCAUCACAGUUGGAGAGAUAUCUGUCACACUUACUCCUGACUAUCAAGUGGAGAUGAAUGGUAAGGGGGUGAACCUCCCAUAUGACUCGAAUCACCUACAAGUCAGUUCUGGUUCAGAUGGAGAAUUGGUAAAGAUCAAGAUGAAGGACGAAGGGCUGCGUAUGACAUGUGAUCGGAUCAAGGAUACCUGCAUGGUAUCUGUGGGCGGGUGGUACCAUGGUCGAUCGCGUGGUCUCCUGGGAUCCAAUGACCAUGAGAAUUUCAACGACUUUUACUCACCAGAAGGAAAGCCAAUGGGAUCCUUGGCUGAAUGGGAGAGGAGCUGGGCUGCAGGAAAGUGUGAUGGUCCAGUGGCUGAAAAGCCCACCAAUGGAGGAAUGGAGAAAAUAUGUCGCACCCUGUUCUCUGAUGACACGUCUGGACUCAGCUCCUGCUUUAGAAGCAUAUCCCCAGUGGAGUUCAAAGUUUCUUGCAUGGCCACAUCUGAUGAGAAUGGGGCUUGUCAAAUUGCCUCUGGGUACCAAUGGGCUUGUUAUGCCUCCCACGGCAUCCUCACAACACUCCCGGAUUCAUGUGUGAAAUGUGGAGACAUCAAGCUUGGGGAGAAGAUAGAUUCCCAGGAAGGAACUGAAACAGCCGAAAUAACAUUCGUCAUGUCACACAAGUCAUGCUUCAAUGAUUUGGGAGAGAAGGCUCUUCAAAAAAUGUCCAAUGACAUCAAAAAACAACUUCAGAGCAAAGGAUUCAAGAGUGUGAAGACUGAAGUCCUGGGAUAUGACUGGAAUGUCUGGGGAAGGCCAAAAUGGGUUGACUCCAAUAGUGAAUCAGAAUUUGAUGCUUUCCAUGUUGAAAAUGAGGUGAAAAAUGGGAUGGACAGUCCUCUACAAGCUCUCCAUGAGGCGGCCACCAGAUCACAUACCAAGAACGCUGCAAAGGCCAUCAUUCUCCUAACUUGUUCUCCCUGUGAGGCAUUUUGGAAAACGCAGAUAAGACAGGUACGCCUAGGCUAU